Messenger RNA from Chara braunii, 2462 nucleotides. The record is from the annotation of a GenBank genome assembly. Lineage: Eukaryota; Viridiplantae; Streptophyta; Charophyceae; Charales; Characeae.
AGUAGAGCCCACUCGAGGUGAUACCGCCACCCAGCCAUACACGAAGGAGGAGGAGGAGAAGAUGACCGCUAUCCUGCAGGAGAGAAAAGAGAAGAAGGAGGCCAAGAAGAAGGCCUUGAAGGAGGAGCAAGCGGCCAAGUUGAAGAAAAUUGAGGGAGAGAUGACCAGGGAGAAAGAAAGAUUGAAAAAGGAAGAAGAGGAGAAAUGAGGGAGGUGGAAGAAGAAGAAGAAGAUGAAACGCCACUAGUAAGGAAUAGGAGGCAGUACAGUGGCAGUAAAGAUAAGGGGAUGGAGAAGCGGAUUUCAGAAUGGGUCGCCAACUUGUCCCUGGGUGAAGAGGAAGAGGUCGCUAUGUACAUCCCCAAGGAUGAGCAAGAAGCGUCCAUGAGAAGAUGGGAAGCAGAGGAAGAUGUUCUGGCACGGCGGGCGAUGGAGGAUGAACAGAGGAUGGCGUGGAAGCUCGCAAUGAUGAGGGAGAAGAAGAGAAGAGUGGAGGCGGCAAAUGCAGCAAUACAGGAGUUGGAGGAGGUGCAGAAGUUGAGGUUGCAACUAACACCCCAGGUAGAUCUCGAGCGGAAGGUGGAGAUCAUCGCCCAGAGUGUCGAGCGGUUGGCCAAAGUGCAGGAAAAGCACUAUGAGUUUAGACGCAGUCAGGAGAUAUCUGUGCGUUCGAUGCGAUCGGGGUUACAGGACUUUGCUCGCGAGUUAGUAGGUGCUGUGGGAACUGAGGUGAGUCACCGCCUCGAGAAGACUGAGCGUUUUUGCGUCGGCGCCAUUGAGGGCGUCAAGGUGGCAGCUCCCAAGGAGGAGGAGGCACGUCCACCUCGCAGGGAGCCGGUCAAAGUCAAAUUCCCUGAUUCCUACAGUGGAAAACGGGAAGAAAACUUUGACAAUUGGGAGGCCAAUGUCAGGAGCUACGUGCAUCUGCAACAGGUCCUAAUUGCGAUCCACGGGCUUAAGGAUGAGGCCGCGAGUUUUGCAAGGUCCCUUGUUCGUGCUGCCAACUAUAGUGAUGAUCCGGUAGCAUACUCCACAUUCACCCCCCUCGUUGAGUUCCAGAAAUUGCUGCGCGAGCGAUUUGCUGAUGUCGCUCGUAGCGUGGCCGAAGAAUUGAAGGAGAGGAUGCCCGCCUCGGCCAAGAUGAAGAAGGAGAAUAAAGGGCAGCUUAUAUUGCUAGAUACAGAGAUUUUUAGAAGUAGAGUAGGGGCCCUAGUAGAUUCAGGGGCCACCCGCAACUAUAUUAGUAAGAAAGCGCUGCAGAAGUUGAGGCUGGGACUUAAAGUCCAGAAACUGACAGACCCCAUAGUUAGUAUCCUCGUGGACAAUCGCACUAUGGUUGUAGAGGAUAACGUAGAGGGAGUUCAGGCAUAUUUCCGCCUAGAGAAAGAGGGGAAAGUGGAGAAGGUUCUCCACUCCCUGACUCUCCUCGUAGAAGACAGUCUCCCAUUUGAUAUUGUCUUGGGAAUGGAUUGGGGAGAGGCAGCCGGGGCGACGCUCCAUCUGAAGGAGCACGAGUGUAGGCUCCCUAGUUCCUCAGGCGAGGCUAAGACUGCCCGCCUGUUCCAUGUGUCAGGGGUAGAGAAUUCCUUGGCGCAUUGCUGCCUUAGUGCCCCCGCGUUCGCCAGAUUAGUGAAGAAGGAGAAAUUGGAUGAGCAGGUCUUUGUUGCCUAUGUGAGGCCACUGACUGAGCCUACGGAAGAAAAACCGAUGGACCCUGCGAUUGCCAAGCUGCUGAAAGAGUUCAAGGACCUAACUGAGCCGCCGAUAGGAGUGGUACCGCAGCCCAUCCAGCACCGUAUUGAGAUAGAGCCUGGCAGUAGGACUCCUAAGGGCGUCGUGUAUAGGAUGUCCCCGCGGGAGUUAGAGGAGCUUCGUAAGCAGUUAGACGAGCUCCUCGAGAAGGGUUGGAUUAGGCCCAGUUCUUCUCCUUUCGGAGCGCCUGUUCUCUUUGUUCCUAAGAAAGAGGGAGAGUUGAGAAUGUGCAUAGACUAUAGGGGUCAGAAUGCUAUUACAGUGAAGAAUGUUGAGCCACUGCCGAGGAUAGACGAUCUCUUAGAUCGAGUGCAGGGGGCCAAGUAUUUCUCUAAGGUAGAUUUAAAGUCUGGAUAUCAUCAAAUAGAGGUGCAUCCUGAUGAUCAGUAUAAGACAGCUUUCCGGACUAGGUACGGGCAUUAUAAGUUUAUAGUGAUGCCCUUUGGACUAACCAAUGCGCCAGCUACGUUUCAGCACUGUAUGAAUGAUUUGUUUAGGCCGUGGUUAGACAAAUUUGUCGUAGUUUACCUAGAUGACAUUCUUGUGUUUAGUAGGACCCUCGAAGAGCACCAGGGUCAUCUCAGGCAGGUCUUGGAGAAGCUGAGGAAAGCUAACUUCAAGAUCAAUGCAAAGAAGUGCGAUUGGGCGAAGACCCAAGUUUUGUAUUGAGGCCAUGUCUUAGACGGAGACGGCGUUAAGCCAGAGGAUAG